UAAAAUUGGAAUAAAAGACAAAAACAUGAUUGAUUGAGAUACCAGAAGGACCUAAUUCGGACUUUUAACCACACUGAAUCCAAAAUUAAUAAAAGAAAGUUAAAAUGUUUUGAAAUAAUCGGAUAAGUUGGGUCUGCCAUGAUUGGGACUGGCCGGCAUUGGCUCUGGCCCGUAGCUAACCUAGGCAAUCCGUCAUCAACCUAUAAAUUCGAAGCGUAAUCGCAUCGUAUUUACCGGCUAAAAGUUGCACUGGGAAAAUGCUGACGUUUUUCUUCAUUUCCUUGUUUCUUUUUCUUCUUCUCUCCGUUCUUUUCAAGUUUGCCAUUUCUGAUGGAGAUUUUACUUUACUCUCAAAAAGGCAUGUAAAGCGUGAAGAGAUUGAAGAUAAGGUUGUUUGGAUUACUGGAGCCAGCCGUGGGAUAGGAGAAAUUCUUGCUAAACAAUUGGCAAGUUUAGGGGCCAAGCUAAUUCUUUCAGCACGAAAUGAGGCUGAAUUGGAGCGAGUUAGGAAACAACUUACUGGUAAAUAUGCACCUGAACAAGUGAAAAUUUUGCCCCUUGAUUUGACAUCUGGAGAAGAUUCACUCAAGGAAGUUGUAGAGAAAGCAGAAUCCUUGUUUGCUGGUGUUGGUGUUGACUAUAUGAUCCAUAAUGCAGCUUAUGAGCGUCCUAAAACAACAGCUUUGGAUGUAACAGAGGAAAGUCUUAAGGCUACAUUCAAUGUCAAUGUAUUUGGAACAAUAUGUCUCACACGGCUACUGACACCUUUUAUGCUGAGGAGAGGAAGAGGUCACUUUGUUGUGAUGAGCAGUGCUGCUGGAAAGACACCUGCACCUGGUCAGGCAGUGUACUCUGCUUCUAAAUAUGCUUUAAAUGGAUACUUUCAUACCUUGCGUUCUGAGCUUUGUCAGAAAGGUAUCAAGGUUACUGUUGUUUGUCCGGGGCCAAUAGAAACAUCAAAUGGUUCUGGAGCAACAACUUCUGGAGCAAAGGUUUCCUCUGAGAAGCGUGUGUCAGCAGAAAGGUGUGCGGAACUCACAAUAAUUGCUGCCUCUCAUGGUUUAAAGGAAGUUUGGAUAUCAUACCAGCCUGUACUCGCAGUAAUGUAUCUGGUGCAGUACAUGCCCACAAUUGGCUAUUGGCUUAUGGACAAGGUUGGAGGGCGUCGUGUAGAAGCUGCUGAACAGAAACGCAACACCUACUCGUUGAGCUUACUUUUUGGGGAAAAGAAGACAGCCUGAAUAUCUUAAUCAUUUUUCUCAUGCUAAGGCUACUUGGGUUAUAGGAUGUGAAGAACAUCCGAGUCUCUGUUGCGGACCUGAUCGAGAUAUGUAUUAUGUUACCAUUCUAACAUAAUAAUACUGCUGGGAUUGCAUAAUCAUCUGUCUUUACCUUUGUUGUUCUUUGCCAAGUCAAGAAUGCAGUUUACUGGUUUUCUGUUCUUUUUAUCCUUUCAAAAGCCUUUUUAAGGGCUGAAGCUAAGGUCCCAAGUUUCGGUAACGUUUGUUUUUUAUUGUCUUUUUUGUUUUUGUUUUUUAUUUUUU
Molecule: messenger RNA, 1544 nt
Organism: Durio zibethinus
Lineage: Eukaryota; Viridiplantae; Streptophyta; Magnoliopsida; Malvales; Malvaceae
Product: NAD(P)-binding Rossmann-fold superfamily protein
Cellular component (GO): membrane
Molecular function (GO): oxidoreductase activity
Source: RefSeq, a predicted model, not a curated record